Messenger RNA from Juglans microcarpa x Juglans regia, 1164 nucleotides. Its product is annotated as Werner Syndrome-like exonuclease. Bases 101 to 976 code for a protein of 291 amino acids. Gene Ontology annotation, biological process: nucleobase-containing compound metabolic process. The transcript has 6 exons. Gene Ontology annotation, molecular function: 3'-5' exonuclease activity; nucleic acid binding. Lineage: Eukaryota; Viridiplantae; Streptophyta; Magnoliopsida; Fagales; Juglandaceae. The record is from RefSeq and is a predicted model, not a curated record.
AAAAUUUUUGUGGGACUUUGUUGAACCUGACCCUCCUCGGUCCUUACACUUCCCGCUCUCAGGUUUCACGCCGAGAACAGAAAAAGAGAGCGGCAAGAAAAUGGAGUGGGAUCAACCCUUGACUGACGAAGAUAUCCAAGCCAUCGACGCCGCCAUCCAAUCCGCUCCUUCCUCCUCUCACAGCAAGAAACGACGAUCUAGCCCUGACGCGCGAAACGGCCCCGAAGAAUCAGACCCCCCCAAAACUUUGCGCCAAUUGCCGAGUUCCCUUCUCGCCCUCCAACAUCCAAAUCCACUUCUGUCCCCUUGUCAGGCGAAUACGAGGAUGAGAUACCCAGUGAUGAAGUUUGGGGGUCGCAUUUUGUACAGCCGGACAUCCAUAGAGGUAGAAAAAGCUGCAAAGGAGCUUUUGAAGAAUCUCGAAUUGGAGAAAAGAGAAUCGGGUCAAGUCGUUCUUGGACUUGAUAUCGAGUGGCGACCCACUUUUAAAAAAGGUGUCGCAUCUAGGAAGGCUGCGGUUAUGCAGAUAUGUGGGGACACUAGUCAUUGCCAUGUGAUGCAUAUUUUUCAUUCUGGGAUUCCUCAAAGCUUGCAAUUUCUGCUUGAGGAUCCUACACUCUUGAAGGUUGGAAUCGGCAUUGGUAGUGAUGCUGCCAAGAUUUUUAAAGAUUAUUGUAUAUCCAUAAAAGCUGUGGAGGAUCUUUGUUGUCUAGCAAAGCAAAAGCUUGGCGGACAUUCCCAGAAAUGGGGUCUUGCAUCCCUAACCAAGAUGCUUAUAUCCAAAGAGCUUCGUAAGCCCAACAAAAUUAGGCUGGGAAAUUGGGAGAAAAUUCUAACGAAUGAGCAAUUAGAGUAUGCUGCCACAGAUGCUUUUGCUUCUUGGUAUCUCUAUCAGGUCUUGAAAGGCCUGCCCAAUUCGGAAGAAGAAGUUGCUGCUGACAAAGGAAUUGAGGAGUUGGAAGGCGUGAAAUCAUAAUGAUAUUUGCCGUUUAUAUCAGAUGGGAGUUUUGUUCGGCACAAACAUACAAAACGACAUCAUUUUAUUAAUCUUUUACCAUUCUUGUCGGAGCAGUCGUGUUUGUUUCCGGCGUUUGUUGCCUUGGAUGCUUCAAAUUGUUAUCUGGAUAUGAGGAUCAAGUAAUUCAUGCAACAAUUUCAUGAUCA